CUCGCUGAAAAUCUGAGCAAAUCUGUGCUCUUUUGCUGACAUUUAAAGUAGGACAUCCCAGGAGUUCCCUGAAACCCAUCAAAGACAGGGGUGAAAUUCAUCCGUUUCAAAAUGUCAUCCGUCAAACAUUUGGUUUAUGCUGUCAUCCAUUUCUUGAGAGAGCAGAGUCAGAUGGAUACUUUCACUCCGGAUGAACAGGAGAGCUUGGAAGUCGCAAUCCAAUGCCUAGAGACUGUUUUUAAGAUUAGCCUGGAAGAUACUCAUCUUGCACCUCCGCAGCAUUUGAUAGAGAUGUUCGCAAACUCUUUUCACAAGAAUGACAUGCUGCCUCUCUCAGAUUCUUUACCAGAGGAUAUUGAAAAGGCUGACCAGCUGAAGGAUGAAGGUAACAAUCACAUGAAAGAAGAAAAUUAUGGUGCUGCAGUGGAUUGCUAUACUAGAGCUAUAGAACUGGAUCCAAACAAUGCAGUCUAUUACUGCAACAGGGCUGCUGCUCAAAGUAAGCUCAACAAGUACAGUGAAGCAAUAAAGGAUUGUAAGAGAGCCAUAGAAAUAGAUCCAAAAUACAGCAAAGCAUAUGGGAGAAUGGGGUUGGCUCUGACCUCAGUGAAUAAAUAUGAAGAAGCAAUUACCAGUUACCAAAAAGCACUCGAUCUUGAUCCAGAAAAUGACUCUUACAAGUCAAAUUUGAAAAUAGCAGAACAGAAGCUAAGAGAUGUGUCCAGUCCUACUGGAACCGGACUGAGUUUUGACAUGGCAAGCCUGAUAAACAAUCCUGCCUUCAUUAGUAUGGCAGCAAGCCUAAUGCAGAAUCCUCAAGUUCAACAACUGAUGUCUGGGAUGAUGUCAAAUGCCAUCGGUGGCCCAGCCGCGGGUGUUGGUGGCCUCUCAGAUUUGUCCAGCCUCAUCCACGCGGGGCAGCAGUUUGCACAGCAGAUACAGCAGCAGAAUCCUGAGCUCAUAGAGCAACUGAGAAAUCACGUGCGGAGCAGAUCGUUCAGCGGCAGCACUGAGGAGCAUUCCUGACUUAAAGGAGCCCUAUAAAUUGGCACGGUAUAUAACCCCCAAAUGCAUACCAUAGUUAGUAGCAAAAGCACCAUUGUAACUCUUCUGCUUGAAUAGAAGACAGAAAAUUCUUUGUGUGUGUUCUGCAAACAAGAAUAAAUCUGUUAAACAGAUCUCUUGCACAUAACUUGGAACAUACUGUUGAUGUAUAGUUACUCCUCUGAAAAUUAACACUACAUAGACCGAGCGGUUUGUUAAAUCCCAGCAUACAUGUCAUUUUCAGUGUGUGCAUUAGAGUGAGCUCUGGGGUGUCUGAGUGAAGGACUUGUGUGGUGGACUGAUAAGCUUGCAUAAUAGCUUAAUUCUAAGAUCCUAGUGUGAAAAGCAUAUUAUGCUGAUAGCAAAAAAAUUUAUGACUGUAUUCCCUGCCAAAUGUGCUAUUGAAACAAUAAUUGGCCCUCUAAUGUACAUCUCAUAUGCCUGAUGUAAACACGUGUAAAUCAGUGUUGGAGCAUUGAGUGUAAAAGCUAAUGCUUGGAGAGCUGCUGUGGUGGGGCUGAAAGCAGCAACAUGAAACACUUUCCAGCUUCAUUUGGCAGCAGGAGGGAGACGAUUGCAGUGAGGGGAGCACCACAAACUGUGCAGAGAGGAUAGUGAUCUCAAGGAGGAUGAUGCCCGGAACCCAGAAGGGCACUGGCUGGGAGCAGGGCAGUGCUGAGCAGUUCUCCUUCCUGCUGCUGGGCGCACGGUGGCCCUGGGGGCCUUUGACACAGGCAGCACAAACUGCUGUGUUCUGUAGGGAUGCAGGGCUUCACCUCAGCUUGCAACCCUUAACUGUAACGAGCUAAAACUGGUCCCGUGACUGGACAAAUAAUUAGUACUGAUAAUUUAUCCAAAAACUGCUGUAGAAGGAAUGCAUCUCUGUAUAAUCUCAUGCAGUAAAUCACUGACUUCAAUUAACAAUAUAAGGUUUCAUUAUACACAUGUAUCCCAAGUGAUGGUUACAUGGCCAAGUUAAAGCUUUUCCAGUCUUGGGUAUUUCUAUUUCCACCCUGGCUUUUCUUGCUUGCCUAUUCGUAAUCUUUCAGAUCCUACUACUUUUCUGCAUUUUAUUUCAUUACCUGUUUUUACUCGCUGUGCCAGUUGCUUUCCGCUGCAAGGUACGUUUGUUUCUCCUUCAAGGAAACUCCAACCAUGCACAAUUCAGGUUUUGUGCAUCCAAACCUCCUCUGAGGAGCCUGCCUUGGCUUCCAAGACCAAGGGACCUCUGCUGGCAGAGCAGCGGGAGGGAAGUACAGGCAGCAGAGACUCCCAAGGGGAGAAAUACACAGGAACCCCAGGUCCCUGGGCAUUUUUAUCUGAUUCAUCUUGCAGUCAAAUCAAGAGCAUGGGAGCAAAUGGAGAAUUCAGUGUGUCAGGUCCUUGACUCUAAUAGAUGCUAGUUGUUGUAGCUAUUGUAGGAGUCUGCAGCUAUUAGAACAGGAAGAAGAGGGAACUGGAUCCAGGGGAAAAAUGAGAAAAGCAGGUGCUCCAUAAUAUCUGUUGAAUAAAGAUUUAAAUCUUAAUGAAAUUAAUUAACUCUAAAACAUUUCAUCCAAUAGUUUGCAUAAACUAUUCAAUUCUCUUUAAAAUGCUGCUUUUUAACUCUUUAGAAGUCUCAGCUGCCACAUUUCUGAUGGUAUAGAAAUGGUUAUGUAAAAAUCAAAUGCCUUUCUAGGUAACUUCUGACUUCACGUAUCAUGUACAGAGAAUCCCUAAACCUAGUCCUUUUUUAAAGGCAGUUCAGGCCUGCGAUCUCUUCAAGGUAACUGCUACCUAAAAAAAUAAUUGAGUUGCACUCAUUGGGCGGAAUACCCUAUAGUAAAAAUGGUUCCUGAGUUAUAAGGAUUAUAAAGGUUAUAACCACUGCUCUCUAAAACAGCGUGGAGGAGUGUCGUGACAGCAAGGAGCAGCAUCACCCCAGGCACAUGCACUUUGUUACAGUCCAUUUUUUCUUCUUACUUCUCCCUUUUCCACUGCUUUAAGUGAACUCAGACUUAGAUAAGGGGACCCGGUGAGCGCAGGGCAGCGCAGCUGGCGCUUACGCCGUCCCCCUGAGCUCGCCCCUGCUUUCCUCACGUGGUCCUCGUGCACGUGGUCAGCUUGCGCUGUCACAGCAGCAGCCCUGUGGAGAAACCCCUUGGUAGGUGCUUAAGAAUUGGAGAAGUGGUGUAGUUAAUAACAGCUGUGGCUAAAGGUGGUUCUGUCUUUGGUAAACACACUUUUUCCUCCUUGAUUUUUGUUGUUAAUAUUAUAUACAACAGCCCUGUUAGCUUACUGGAGUUAUGGGAGAAGUGUCCACAAGGAAAGAUUAACUAUGCAGCAAAGCAUGCUUGAGAUCAUCUUUAUAAAAUGGUAAUUUCCAUUUCACCUACUGUAAUAAUGUCAACUUAACAUUUUGCUCCAGUACAGAUUAUAGGUAACCAGAAUAUUUACCCCCACUUUGGUGACACUGCCUAACCCUUAAGGAAGGGCUGCAACUGACCCAGUACCUGACUUGUAAACAUCCUGUUUUCUGUAUAGGGACAGAAAGGGCUUUAUAUCCUGAAUAGUAAUAACAAAUAAAUAAGAAAAACUAGUGACAGUAGCUGUCGUUCCAGGCGUUCCCAGCUGAAGCAAGGCACAGAGGGCCCCUUUAUGCUCUAAUCCUGUUGGCCUUGAAUCAGUCAGUCUGUUUCACCAAGUCAGGGAGUAUUGCUUCGCCACAGGGCAAGGAAGGAACUUCCUCCUGUGUAGUAACUGCCCCUUAC
Nothoprocta perdicaria is the source of this 3794-nucleotide messenger RNA. RefSeq names its product small glutamine rich tetratricopeptide repeat containing beta (gene SGTB). Gene Ontology annotation, biological process: post-translational protein targeting to endoplasmic reticulum membrane. Gene Ontology annotation, molecular function: protein binding; molecular adaptor activity. The record is from RefSeq and is a predicted model, not a curated record. Gene Ontology annotation, cellular component: membrane; TRC complex. Lineage: Eukaryota; Metazoa; Chordata; Aves; Tinamiformes; Tinamidae. The transcript has 11 exons. The coding region runs from base 112 to 1026 and encodes 304 amino acids.